Tuber melanosporum (Perigord truffle) is the source of this 471-nucleotide messenger RNA. RefSeq lists its product as uncharacterized. NCBI's taxonomy places the organism in Eukaryota, Fungi, Ascomycota, Pezizomycetes, Pezizales, Tuberaceae. The transcript is spliced from 3 exons. The record is from RefSeq and is a predicted model, not a curated record. The coding region runs from base 43 to 471 and encodes 142 amino acids.
ACAGCAUCGUAUAAACCCGUUGACGAUAAAACAAGGGUGACAAUGAGCCCUCCAAUAUAUUACCCAGCAACCGACUCGAUAACCCCCCCAGGACAUGUCCCUCCCUCUUUCCCGUCUCUCUACUGGCCCAUAAAUCCAAACCCGGGAGAGGCAGCAUACCUUUAUAUACCCCGUGACGUAUGGAAAUUUACGCUUUAUUGGACUUUGAUAGUGUAUGCGGCUUUCCACCUUUCGGCAGGGGUUUGGGCUUUCGCGAUGAGGCCGAGCAAGCUCUCGAUCGGGGUGCCACUAUUCUACGUAGUGGUUGGAGGGAUUGAAGCUACGAUUGCUGGAAGUAUUGUUGGGUCUAUACUUGGAGCAGUUUAUCAAGCUGGGUAUUUUCGGAUGAGCACUUGGAUUCCUUUUGUUUGGUCGGUGAUAAACCUUCUGGUUUUGCUGCUAUCAUCAUUUUCUAUGCAAGGAGGAUUGUGA